AUGGCAAAAGCACGUAUCCAUAAUGCUUUUCAAUCAUUUAUGUCUUGGAUUUCACAAUCACUUGAUGCGAAUGCAACAGAUAAUGCAUCAAAAAUAUGUUGGAUUUUUCAUCUUCCACCUGAAAUUCUUCAAACACUCACUGAAUAUUUAAAUGUUCAUGAUAUUAUUUCUUUGAGUAAAACUUGUCGAUUGUUUUAUACCCUAAUUAAUGAUGAUAACUUUUGGAUUCAUCGUAUACAUUAUCAAUUUCCUUCAUCUAUUGCUAUGUUUUAUACAUCGGAUUUAUUUCAAGAACCUGAAAAUAUUUUGACUAAUGAUGAAAUUCGUCCAUCUGGUUUCGAUCAUAUUAGAGUCGAUCAUGAACUUGAUAUUGCUGCAAUAAAGUCAGCUACACAUUAUAAUGAUGAAGCUAUUGAAAAGCGUCAUGCUAAAAUGUAUACAUCAAAAAAAGAUUUUUUAACUAAACUACAAUAUUUUCAAUUUAAACAACCAAACAAAAGUCUGGAAAUUCCAAACAUGAAAUUGAUCUAUUUUUAUUUGAUUGAUCGAAAACGAACUUCAGUUGUUGAUAUGAAUGUUAUUCAUCGUAAUUCUUAUUAUCUUGUCGAACAAAAUGAGAAAGAUAGUUUAACAGGUCGUAUUAUUCGUUUACAACAAGUAUGUUGGCUUGAAAUAAGUGGUCGUUUUGAAUAUGAUAUUAUGCCUGGAAAAUAUGAAGUUAUUUGGCGAAUGAAAAGUUAUUCAGGUUCUGUCAAUUUGGGGGGAGAAACGGAAUUUACUGUUGUACCAUCCAGUGGAAAAAUGUUAAUUCGUAAAAUAUCUGAAAAUGAUUUUCAACAUUAUAUACUCGAACAUGGUAAUCAUUGGUUUUUAAUCAAUAUGGGUCAUAUUGUAAUUUAUGAAAUCUCAACAGUUUUCAUGGGAAUACGCAAUUGGCAUAAUGGAAAUUGGAAAACAGGCAUUUCCUGGGAUUGUAUCGAAUUGAAACUAAUAGCUUAA
Rotaria sp. Silwood1 is the source of this 999-nucleotide messenger RNA. The record is from the annotation of a GenBank genome assembly. Lineage: Eukaryota; Metazoa; Rotifera; Eurotatoria; Philodinida; Philodinidae.